GAUCAGUACUGUUUAUCAAUGGACAACAAAUCACGGUGGAUUUUAGCGGCAAAGAGUGGACUCUUCCUGAAAUGGCUUUAGCCAAGAUAGAGCAGUAUGUGAAGGACCAAGUCGUGAAGGUAGAAAAUGAUGCAACAAGUGUACAGCAUCUUCAGAUGGACAUGGACCAUGGCAGGAAAGCAUGAAAAAGUUCCUGGAGAAGAAGGGUCGAGUUGUGAGCGUGGAUUCAGACGGAGACGUGAUUGUCUGCUUUGGGACCCAGCAGAUUAAGUUCAACCCUGAGUGUCUGACGCCAUCUGGUGGUAGUCCUGAUGAAGAUGAAUUUAAAGAGGAGGAGGCAGCACAGCCAUCAGAGGACACUGAUGAGAAAGGUGAAGAUGUUCCACCACCUCAGGCUCAGAAGGAACGUGAAAUCCAUGACGUCUUGAGUUCUGUGACAGGAAGACAGUAUCUGGGAGAAAGUUCUACCACCACUCAACAAUGCACCUCAAAGGAACUCCACCGCGCACCCCAGAUCAUACACCCCAGAGCACUCCUCAGUGCACUCCACCUAGGUCUUGCUCUCCCUCCCCUGAUGAACGGAGAUCCAAAGCUCUUCAGAUGUACGGUCAUGUGAAG
Messenger RNA from Saccostrea cuccullata (small rock oyster), 618 nucleotides. RefSeq lists its product as uncharacterized. The transcript has 3 exons. The record is from RefSeq and is a predicted model, not a curated record. Bases 182 to 616 code for a protein of 144 amino acids. NCBI's taxonomy places the organism in Eukaryota, Metazoa, Mollusca, Bivalvia, Ostreida, Ostreidae.